Molecule: messenger RNA, 1575 nt
Organism: Diabrotica balteata
Lineage: Eukaryota; Metazoa; Arthropoda; Insecta; Coleoptera; Chrysomelidae
Source: the annotation of a GenBank genome assembly
AUGUGGUGUUUAAUGUUAUUUCGAGUGGGAUUUUGUUUCUUAUUUUUUAUUCAGAUAACAUUAGCUCUUCCUGAUGAAUGUAGUCCUAGGUCACCUGUAAGAAGUUGCUUGCUGAGGGAAAAUCCCAUAGAUAUACGGCUGUGGAAAUAUUGGGCGGGUUAUUUCUGUUAUAAAUAUACAAAUGAAGCCAGGCUGGACAUCAAAUAUAAUACUACUGUUCACAAUAUAUUAUGUGACGGUAACAUGACAAAGAUUCCCGUAGCAGUGGUAGAGGCAAAUAUAACAGCUAGCUAUGAUUAUAAUGAUAAAGAAGAUGUCCGGUAUAUUCGACGAUCGUUUAAAACUGACGCGAAUUUUGAUAAUUAUAUUUCUUGUUGCCAAGGAGCCGAAAGGUGUUGCUAUGAUUACAUGGACGAGAAAAAUGUUAUUCCAACACAAUCAGAAUGUCCUGUAAUAUGGGAUGCCUGGUCUUGUUUUCCACAAACUAAAGUGAAUACUACAGCCAAACUACCAUGUAGUAGCCAAGCAUACCAAUCUCCUGAUGAAGUUUGUACUUUAGAAAGCGAAAAACAAUGCAUUUGGAACGGAACAUCAGCAGAAUGGAUCCAACAAACGGACUACACAACGUGUGCAAUAGCUCCAGUUUAUGAACGAAGAUACAACUUUCAUAUUAUAUUUCUAGGAGUCUGUAUCGGUUUUUGUAUACCGGCUAUAUUCAUAUAUUUCUUUUUUGAAAAACUCAGAAAGACUAUCAGAGUUAUUCUGCACAGGAACCUUUUGAUAGCGAUUGUGGUAAGGAAUGUUUUGACGAUUAUGUGCAAAGAAUUAGUCCUAUUAGAUGCUUUAAAAUCCCCAGCCCAAAGCCAUCAUACAAUGAAUAAUAAUGGCGUACCAUGUCGGAUAUUGGCAUUUAUGGAAACCUCAGCUAUAAAUAGUAUAUAUGCUUGUAUGUUUCUAGAUGCUUAUUAUUUACACAAGGUAAUAGUACGAGCGUUUGCCAAAGAAGUUAGAAUGGUCCAUAUUUAUAUAGUAUUAGCAGCUUUAACUUUCACGUUUAGCAUUGUAUGGGCGAUAGUUAUGGGCGUCAAAAAUGCUCCUCAUUGUUGGAUGGUGGACGUAGAUGGCCUCCAGUGGACCGUUGAUGGUUUUAGAAUAGCUGUCUUGGUCACCAACGGAUUAAUGUUAGCAGAUAUUAUAAGAGUGAUGAUAUUAAAAAUAAGACACGGAAGUACUACCAAACAAACUAUGGCUGCUUUUAGAGCUACAAUCUUUCUGAUCCCUCUUUUUGGCCUUCACAUCAUCGUAACUGCAAAAAAGAUCGUUUAUGAUAACUCUUGUACUGCCGAAGACAUUUACGACUAUGUCAGAUAUGCUAUGGAGGGAUUGCAGGGCAUCAUCGUGUCUAUUUUGUUUUGUUACGCUAAUAAUGAGGUACGAGGUGAAGUAAAAAAUGGUUACAGAAAAGCGUGCAUCUAUCUAAAUCAAAGGUACGGCUGGAAUUUGGGAGGUGAUCUGCUCUAUGACAAAAGGCGAGCCACAACUGCAACUUUUGUUCAAGAAGGAAAUAAUUAUUAA